Messenger RNA from Galendromus occidentalis (western predatory mite), 1464 nucleotides. Its product is annotated as hydroxymethylglutaryl-CoA lyase, mitochondrial. Gene Ontology annotation, biological process: L-leucine catabolic process; ketone body biosynthetic process. Gene Ontology annotation, molecular function: hydroxymethylglutaryl-CoA lyase activity. The record is from RefSeq and is a predicted model, not a curated record. The transcript has 7 exons. Lineage: Eukaryota; Metazoa; Arthropoda; Arachnida; Mesostigmata; Phytoseiidae. The coding region runs from base 100 to 1068 and encodes 322 amino acids.
ACAGAGGUUUUCCGUCGAGUAUCGCAGCAGCAGCAGCAGCAGUUGUUCCUCCGUAGUUGCCUCCAGCUCGAACUUUCUGUGGUUUCGCUCCCGGUGCUCAUGAAAAUGGUGCUCAACGUACAGAGUCGGCCGUCCACGCUUCUCUCGACGAGGCGCGCGUGUGAACGUCGGUCCAAGAGACCCGAUUUCGUUCGGAUAGUUGAAGUGGGUCCUCGAGACGGACUUCAGAACGAGUCUGAGCUCGUUCCAUGCUCCGUGAAGGUGGAACUCAUAAACAGAUUGGCGCAAGCGGGUCUCCGCAGCAUAGAAGCCGGAGCUUUUGUGUCUCCCCGCUGGGUGCCCCAGAUGGCCGACAGCUCCGAAGUUCUUCGGAACGUAGCGCAAUCCGAGAAUGUCUCUUAUUCAGCGCUAGUCCCCAAUUCAAAAGGGAUGGAACGAGCUCUGGCGUGCGGGGUUUCCGAAGUGGCGGUGUUCGCAUCGGCGUCGGAGACUUUCAGCUUGAAAAACAUAAACUGUUCGAUCGAGGAAAGCUUUGCGAGGUUCGAACACGUGUUGAACAUGGCCAAAGCACACGGCGUGAGAGUUCGAGGUUAUCUCAGCUGCGUCACCGGGUGUCCAUACGAGGGUUUUGUGCCUCCAACGAAGGUCGCGGAGCUGGCUCGCCGCCUCUACGAUAUGGGUUGUGACGAAAUAUCGCUGGGAGAUACCAUCGGAGUUGGAACUCCUGGAUCUUUUUCCGAAAUGUUGGAAGCCGUGCUCGACGUCGUUCCCGUUUCCGUAGUCGCAGUCCAUUGUCAUGACACAUACGGUCAAGCUCUCGCCAACAUCCUCACCGCUGUCGAUAUGGGAAUAUCGGUCGUCGACGCCUCCGUAGCGGGUUUGGGUGGCUGUCCCUAUGCCAAGGGGUCGAGCGGUAAUGUCGCCACAGAAGACGUUGUCUACAUGCUCCACGGAAUGGGAAUCCGGACUGGGAUCGACAUGCAACGGCUGGUCGAUGCCGGCGAGUUUAUUUGCAAGAAACUCGGCAAGGGUUCGGCUUCGAAAGUAGCGCGAGCUCUGAGAGGAUGACGGCGGGGCCGCACAACUUUUGAUCGAAAGCUCCCAACGAAAUAAAGGCAGCGGUCGACGAAGCGGAUAUCUUCUCUGGGAAGGCUGGCAGCGGAUAGAGAAGACAAAGAACGAGACGACAGCGCUGCUCCUCCGGGGACUUCGCUGUCGACGCGACCUUGCCGUGGAGCUGCAAGGUAGCGAGUUUCCUCGCGUUCAGGGCGAGCUCUGUUUGCCGGGUCUAGGCGGUAGAAGUCGCUCAUCGUCCGCCCUCUACUUCGACAACCAGAGCGGCUUGUCGGCGCAUUCGAACUUUCGGAACAGGAGCGUUCUCGCUCCGGCUGCGAUACAUGAAUCCGUCUACAUCGCUGUAAUACUCGCUGUCGGGUUUGUGCCGAUUCUUGGCGUCUCGAGGCC